GACCCGUGAAGUCAUUUCACUCAACUUGGUCAUUUCCUUUUCAGGCCAAGUCCUUUGUAUUGUAUAUCACUUUCCCCUCUUUACUGUGAAUGUGAUCAUCAUCUCCCAAUUAUUUUGGCGAUGGGAUCUCUUCUCCGCAUGAAUCGCUUUUUAUCUUCCAUCGUGGAUUCAUGUAACUGCAUCAUCGACCCACAAUUGCCUGCUGAUGACUUGCUAAUGAAGUAUCAGUACAUAUCUGAUUUUUUCAUAGCACUUGCUUAUUUCUCCAUUCCAGUGGAGUUGAUAUACUUCGUUAAGAAGUCUGCUGUUUUUCCAUAUAGAUGGGUUCUUGUGCAGUUUGGUGCUUUCAUAGUUCUUUGUGGAGCAACACAUCUUAUCAACUUAUGGACAUUUAAUAUGCAUACAAGGAAUGUGGCAAUAGUAAUGACUACUGCAAAGGUCUUGACUGCGCUGGUAUCAUGUAUAACUGCGCUCAUGCUUGUCCACAUCAUUCCUGAUUUAUUAAGUGUCAAAACUAGGGAACUAUUCUUGAAAAAGAAAGCUGCACAGCUUGAUCGUGAAAUGGGUAUUAUUCGCACUCAAGAGGAGACUGGUAGACAUGUUAGAAUGCUAACUCAUGAAAUCCGAAGCACUCUUGAUAGACAUACUAUUCUAAAGACUACACUGGUUGAGCUAGGAAGAACAUUGGCCUUAGAAGAGUGUGCAUUGUGGAUGCCAACACGUACUGGAGUAGAGCUUCAACUUUCUUACACUCUACGUCAUCAAAAUCCAGUUGGACUGACUGUACCUAUACAACUUCCUGUAAUCAACCAAGUUUUCAGUACAAACCGUGCCGUACAAAUAUCACCAAAUUCUCCUGUUGCAAAACUUCGACCUACUGGGAAAUACAUGCCUGGUGAGGUGGUUGCUGUCAGGGUUCCGCUUCUGCAUCUCUCAAACUUUCAGAUUAAUGAUUGGCCUGAACUUUCAACAAAGCGCUAUGCUUUAAUGGUUUUGAUGCUUCCUUCAGACAGUGCAAGACAAUGGCAUGUCCAUGAGCUGGAACUUGUUGAAGUGGUAGCUGAUCAGGUUGCUGUUGCUCUCUCACAUGCUGCAAUUUUAGAAGAAUCGAUGAGGGGUAGGGAUCUUCUUAUGGAGCAGAAUGUGGCUCUUGAUCUGGCAAGAAGAGAAGCAGAAAUGGCUGUUCGUGCACGUAAUGAUUUCUUGGCUGUUAUGAAUCAUGAAAUGAGAACUCCCANAGACUUUUCACUAUGUUUUGUCCUUAACUUAAUCAAGCCUAUUGCAUCUGUGAAAAAGCUGUUCGUCACACUUAGUUUGUCUUCAGAUUUACCAGAAUAUGUAAUUGGGGAUGAACAACGGUUAAUGCAAAUUCUAUUAAACAUCGUCGGCAAUGCUGUAAAGUUCUCAAAGGAAGGCAGCGUGUCAAUUUCUGCUUUUGUUGCAAAAUCAGAUUCUUUAAGAGAUCCUAGAGCCCCCGAGUUUUUUGCUGUGGCUAGUGAAAAUCACUUUUAUUUACGUGUACAGGUAAAAGAUACCGGGAUAGGAAUUAAUCCCCAGGAUAUUCCCAACCUGUUUAGCAAGUUUACACAAAGCCAAGCGCUAGCUUCUACAAAUUCUGGUGGCACUGGGCUUGGCCUUGCAAUUUGUAAGAGGUUUGUAAAUCUUAUGGAAGGACAUAUUUGGAUUGAAAGUGAAGGUCUUGGCAAGGGAUCCACUGCUAUAUUUAUUAUUAAACUUGGCAUUCCUGGACGCUCCAAUGAAUCUAAGCUCCCAUUUGUGGCCAAAUUGCCAGCAAAUCACAUGCAGAUGACUUUUCAAGGACUAAAAGUUUUGGUUAUGGAUGAUAAUGGGGUUAGCAGGAUGGUAACUAAGGGUCUGCUCGCACACCUUGGAUGUGAUGUAACAACAGUUGGCUCACGUGAUGAGUGCUUGAGAGUUGUUACUCAGGAACACAAGGUAGUGUUCAUGGAUGUUAGCAUGCCAGGUAUAGACUGUUAUGAAGUUGCCGUACUGAUUCAUGAAAGGUUUGGGAAACAUCAUGGCAGGCCACUUAUUGUGGCGUUAACAGGGAACACGGACAGAGUAACUAAGGAAAACUGCAUGAGAGUUGGUAUGGAUGGAGUUAUUCUAAAACCUGUUUCAGUGGAUAAAAUGAGAAGUGUUUUAUCUGAGCUGUUAGAGCAUGGAGUUGUACUUGAAUCUUAGUGAACCUAGGAGUUUGGGCGGGGGGAGGGGGGAGCGCUUCACUACCAAGAUAAGUAUAUGUCAAGACCUCAACAAAAUGUGCAGCAACCAUUAGAAAAUUCACUCAAAUGCACGGGUCACUGUAUAUAUGUCUCGGCUUUGGGCAAAAGGAAGAGUUAUUCUUGAUGAGGGCACAAUAUGACACUUGCAGGUGUAUGUAUCUGAUUAAAAGUGAUGCAGAAUGGUGCUCAAGGACUUCAACAAAUUUGUAGAAAGGAAUUGAUUUUUCCACGUCAAUUCAAAUGUUGAAGUGUUCAUAUUCCACGGAACUUGCAUAACAUCUGGACGUUGACACAUUCCGUCAUUGCUUAGAAACUUUAGAAACAUUGAAAAUUUCUGGAAACCAUAUUGCCUUGGCUUAAACUUUGGGGCAAAAACAUGAUUGAUGAAUAGAUUAUGUGUUUCUUCUUA
Molecule: messenger RNA, 2655 nt
Organism: Nicotiana tabacum (common tobacco)
Lineage: Eukaryota; Viridiplantae; Streptophyta; Magnoliopsida; Solanales; Solanaceae
Source: RefSeq, a predicted model, not a curated record